Molecule: messenger RNA, 1514 nt
Organism: Macroventuria anomochaeta
Lineage: Eukaryota; Fungi; Ascomycota; Dothideomycetes; Pleosporales; Didymellaceae
Product: late sexual development protein
Exons: 2
Coding region: 379-1464 (361 amino acids)
Source: RefSeq, a predicted model, not a curated record
CUUGUUAUAGAUCAACCUCUUGUGCUGGAAGCUUGGCUGUAUUUGUGUUCGCCGGAACUCAGGCUGCACCAACUAAGUGUUCGGCAGCCUCACCAUCCGCCAAUGUGUAGCGCACCAUUGCUUUCCUCAACUAGCAGCGAAAGAUGGUUCCGAUGACUGAACAUGAGACGAUACCAAAUGCUAGGGGUCGUGAAUAGUACAGACCGUAUGCGCCAGUCGAGAGAUUGUAUCACGUCCGUUUGCCCGAAGCGCAAUGUAUCCGGGGCCAUAGUAUGCCUGGUAUAACAUGUGCCCAGUCGCCUUUCAACACCCUCUUUCAUAAGUCUUUGCAAUCUCGAACUCCUUAGAGCUAAUUCAUAGCCGUUCACACUGGUCACUAUGCGUACUAGCAGAUUUUGUGCAGCUGCUCUUGUCGCCAGCUUCGCCUCAGCGGCACCUACUGCCAAGCGACAGUCUGGUCUCUCACCAGAUGGCAACUACUUUCCACUCCCAAACGGUUUCCCAGAUUCCAACAGGGAUGGCGAAAUCACAAUUCAGGACGGCGCACAUGGUACCUUACCAAACGGACCACCUCCAACUGCACUCAGCGCGGAAGGAGUCACCAACCUCAAGCUCAUUGCGCUGAACGAGCUUUUCGAAGUGGCCUUCUUCACAGAACUCAUAUACAACGUCACAAAUAAAGUCUCUGGUUACGAUCUAGGAAUGGGCCAUGACUACAUGCUGGACUCACUGAACGCCAUUGUCAAUCAAGAAGAACUGCAUGUACUCAAUGCGAACGGCGCACUUGAGCACUUCAAUCAAGAGAAGAUACAGCCAUGCAAGUACAACUUCCCAGUCACAGACUUCCAAUCCGCCAUCGCCCUAGCCGGCACCUUCACCGACGUCGUUCUCGGCACACUUCAAGACGUCAACCAGAUCUUCGCCAAGAAUCAAGACGACGGACUUGUCCGCGCCGUGACAUCGGUCGUCGGCAACGAAGCCGAACAAGAAGGGUUCUUCCGCCUGAUGCAAAAGAAGCGCCCUUCUUCCCAGCCUUUCCUAACAACAGCAACCCGCGACUUCGCAUUCACCGCUAUCCAGGACUUCAUCAUCGAAGGGUCUUGUCCAAACAUCGGCACUAUCCCGCUGAAGAGGUUCAAGCCGCUUACUGUGGAGACGAAGAUGAUUCCGGCGGAGGACCAGAAUAUCAAGUUCUCGUUUUAUAUGAAGGAUGCGGGGAUGUACGAUACGAAUGAUAUGCGGCUAACGUAUCUGAAUGGACAGAACCAGCCGAUCGUCAAGACGUUUGAGAACGUGAAGAUGGAGGGCGAGAAGGUGUUCUUUGAGGCCCCGUUUCCGUAUGAUGAUUUUCUUAUGAAUGGUUUGACUAUCGCGGCGGUCACUAUGGGCGCGGAGGAGUUUGAGAAUGCGGAUAAGAUGGCUGAGGCUGCGGUGUUUGGGCCGGGGCUUAUUGAGGUCGAUUGAGCUUUGCCCUUGUGGUUGAUGGAAGUUGGUUGGGUGGUUUAUUGCAUAGC